AAGAUGAAUAAUUAGGAAAGUGGAGAAAGUUAUCGCAACAGGAAAACAAAUGAAGGAGUGAAAUGUUCCGAGACUUCUAUCCUAAGAGGAUAAUAGAAUGUGAACAAAAAUCCUUGACGAGAAGAUGGAAUCGUAACAUCUCCGAGGAUUAUUUUUUUUUCUAAUGAACAAAUGAGCAACUUCGCGAUGUCUGUAUCAUCUAUAAACAUGAACGUUAUUGAUGGACAAUUCAGUCAAAUAUUAGAAACCGUAUAAAUUGAGAAAAGGUUCGUAAUGAGACAAGGGGAGUCAUAUUAGAAAUCAAGAUGGCAUGAAAUCGUAACUGAAAAGUAAAUACAUCAUUAAUAAUCCCAUAAAUUGCUUUUGUCUUUAUUGGCAAGAUUCUGGGUGCUUCGGUUUUCUCCUCUCCAGGGGAUAUGGAGGCUCAUAUAAAGAAAAUCAUCGUUGUCCUCUUGGUAACAUUUUCUUCUGCCACGUAUGACUUUGUGAUGAAACCAGAAUUCAUCGAGAAAUCCCAGGAUCUCAAUGUGACUUCAUACGUUGGCCAGACAAGUAGACUUCCAUGCACCGUAAAAUAUCUGUCUGGAAAAAGAGUUUCCUGGAUACGUCAGAGAGACUUACAGGUCUUAUCUACUGGACGCCAUACGUUCUCGACGGACUUGAGAAUUUCAGUGUUGCCAGGAAUACGCUUCAAACUCCGAAGGUCCAGAGACCUCGUACUCCAAAGGCCAUUUUUUCGUCGUGUAUCGAGAGGCACCAGGUGGUCCGGUGAAGGUUUCACGUCUAGAACGUGGAAUAUAAAGCCUCUUAAGUUUUCCACAGUCUACUAUGAUUAUCGGCAGGCUGAAUUGCAGGGAGAAAACAAGAAUGUUUUAUCAAGAGAUGUGACUUUUCACAGAAAAUUGCCCCAAGGUUCAUCUGAAAGUAUAGAAGCCAACUUAAGGAAUAAACUUUGCCACCAGCAUUUCAGAGGUAGCAAGGAAAACAUAGAAAAAAAGAUAGGUCAGGAACUUAGACCACCGUAUUUCAUAGGCAGUAACGAAAACAACAGGAGGACAGUUAUAGAUCUAUACAACCACGAACGAAAAAACAAUCCUACGUACAAAAACGACACAGGGAAACUUCUAAGUCACAAAAGUUCUUGGGUUCGACGGAGGAAGAAGAGGUCUAAAAAGGCAACAACUUCGCAAAUUCACGAGGCACAAAUUAAAGAAGAAUCACAAACAAUGAUUUUGGAAACAACAACGGAUCAGUCUCCAGACAAGAGUCAUUCACAGACGAGUGAGAAAGGUCCCAUAGCCAUCUUCCCCCAAGGUCCAGUCCCGACUGCCAGAGAAUACAAACACCGGAAGUUGACCCCUAAUUACAUCGAUGGUGCUUGGGAGCCCGAGGAUUAUUCCUUGCAGAUAAAGGACACUAAACCUGAGGACGCUGGGACUUACAUAUGCCAAAUUAACACGGAGCCGAGGAUAUCGCAAUCUGUGGUUCUUACAGUUGUUAGAAUGAGUGCUGAAAUUCUGGGCAGUAGAGAAUUGUUCGUUAAGGCCGGAAAUCCCGUAACUUUGUCCUGUAGAGUCAACCGAGGGGCUCUGAGUCCAGCGGAAUUAUUCCUCCCCACAUGCUCCUGGCAUUUUCAUUCACGACCGCUGCCCAUCCAUACGGCCAGAAUAGUCCAGGAAUGGUUUCAAGGUCGAGAGGAUCUGCAGUUGCUUGACUGGCCAAGCCUACUGGUUCAGGGUACUUGUGGAAGACGCAUUCUUUGUGCGAUCGAGAUAAGGUCAAGUGGUUGCUCCGAGUGUCGGGAGGAAAACGCCCAUCGAAAAGGUAUAAAGAAAAUAAGGAAACUGACAUCAACGGGCAUGAAGGCCAAGUUCAUGUGGGUGCCCUUUCAGGUUAAGAUGCCCGGUAAUGAAAGGGCAUAUGAACUGGCUAUACAGAAGCUGCUAUUGAAGACACUAUUGGCCGCAAACAGAUCAAAACAAGGAUCAGGAGUCCGCAGGUGUUUGACACCUUCGGACAGAGGCAGAUGGAGCAGGAAUCAAGCAAAACAAAUCGGCCCUGAUGAUGAGACCUAA
Messenger RNA from Macrobrachium nipponense, 2075 nucleotides. RefSeq lists its product as uncharacterized. The coding region runs from base 417 to 2075 and encodes 552 amino acids. Gene Ontology annotation, cellular component: neuron projection membrane. NCBI's taxonomy places the organism in Eukaryota, Metazoa, Arthropoda, Malacostraca, Decapoda, Palaemonidae. The transcript has 8 exons. The record is from RefSeq and is a predicted model, not a curated record. Gene Ontology annotation, biological process: synapse organization.